AUCAUUAAUAAUGACUGCAGCGGGAUCUGAUUAGCAGCACUUAAAUCAGGAUUAGUGUUCUUAAUUCUUUCUUAAACUUAAACACUCAAUAAAUACCAUAUGAAUACGGACAAACCGUAGUUCGAUUAGGUUUUUUUUUACCACAAAAUUUUACCCCCAAAAGUAGUUCUAGGGUUUACGUAAUUCCAUUUCCGAUUCAGCCUCCAUUUAAAUGUGCUUUUGAUUUCUCUAUGUUUUGACAGAAUACAUUUCACCGGCGUUUCUGAAAUCUUCGAGAGGAAGAUUGCUGUUUCUCGAGGGAGGGAGGGAGUUAGAUUGAGAGAGUAGUUUCUUUUAGUGGACCAUCCAUGGCGAAAACAAGACCUGGGAAGAGAGAUGCGGAUUCCUACACAAUUAGAGGCACCAACAAAAUCGUGAAAGCUGGAGAUUGUGUCUUGAUGCGGCCAUCAGAGAGUAACACUGCGCCUUAUGUGGCACGGGUGGAGAAGAUCGAGGCUGAUAACCGUAACAAUAUGAAAGUGCGGGUGAGGUGGUACUACCGGCCAGAGGAAGCCGUUGGGGGAAGAAGACAGUUCCAUGGAGCCAAGGAGUUGUUCUUGUCAGAUCACCAUGACAUGCAGAGUGCUCACACAAUUGAGGGAAAAUGCGUUGUUCACACUUUCAAGAACUAUACUAAGCUGGAGAAUGUUGGUCCUGAGGAUUACUAUUGCCGCUUUGAAUAUAAGCCUUCGACUGGAGCUUUUCUGCCAGACCGUGUGGCAGUGUAUUGCAAAUGUGAGAUGCCCUACAAUCCUGAUGACCUGAUGAUACAAUGCGAUGAAUGCAAAGACUGGUACCAUCCUGCUUGUGUAGACUUGACAGUGGAAGAGGCAAAGCAAUUGGAUCACUUUAUUUGCUCCGAACAUGGAUCUGACGAAGACGCAAAAAAGCCCCAACAAAACUCACUUACAAAUGGCAAAGCAGAGACUAAGCGCCAGAGGAAGUAAGACCACUAUGCAUUCUGCUGAUCUCUUAAACAUUGUUGUAUAGGUCGAGGUCGAGAACUCUCCCCCUGCUUUGGUUUGUGGUUAUCUGUAAAUAAUGACCUAGCAGAGCAUAUACUAUGCAACUAUGUAGGUCAUGCUUCCUAAACAGGUUAAUCUGUGUAAAUUGUAGACUUGCUCUGCAAGACUUUUUAUAUGCUGCAAUCUAAUUUAGUUGCUAGUGUA
Messenger RNA from Salvia hispanica, 1208 nucleotides. The record is from RefSeq and is a predicted model, not a curated record. NCBI's taxonomy places the organism in Eukaryota, Viridiplantae, Streptophyta, Magnoliopsida, Lamiales, Lamiaceae.